Messenger RNA from Effrenium voratum, 1232 nucleotides. The record is from the annotation of a GenBank genome assembly. NCBI's taxonomy places the organism in Eukaryota, Dinophyceae, Suessiales, Symbiodiniaceae.
AGCGAUCUGCUCAGAGUCAAUGACAUCAACGCCGCAUCCUCGGGCGGUCAACAGGGGCCUCAUCGUGCUAGCGCUGGGCCUAGCGCUGCGGAGCCUCUGCUUUGCACCUCCCCUGUGGAAGCCGCGGGCGUCAAGGACAAUUCGCCAAGCGGAACUGGGCCUGGAUGGCAGGGAGCAGAAGAGUCAGUACAAGAUCAACGAGGAGAUCCGCGCCACGGAAGUGAGGGUCACAGGCAUCGCCGACGUGGAGGGGCUGGAGCAACGCCGGGCGGCCGAGAAGAUGGAGCAGAAGGACCAGAAGAAGAAGCAGAAGGGACCCCAGGAGAAGAAGAAGAAGUCGGGGGCCGUCAUGGAGGACAUGAACGAGAUCAUGCUCUUGGACCAAGCCAUGGAGAUCGCGCGGAACAAGGGCCUCGACGUCAUCCUGAUUAGCGAGGAUCAGGAUCCUCCUUUGGUGAAGAUCGCCAGCGUUGGCAAGUACACGUACACGGAGAACAAGAAGAAGAAGAAAGCCUCCACGGCCAAGCCGCCACGGAUGAAGGAGGUUAAGAUGAGCUACACGAUCGAAGAUCACGACCUCAACACGAGGUUGGCCCUCGUCAAGAAGUGGGUGGAGAACAACCCACGGCAGCAGGUGAAGGUCCAGGUGGUUCUGAAAGGCCGCACCAGGAUGUUUGAGAACCAAGCCAGGCAACUGCUGCUGCGGAUCCAAAGGGACGUGGCGGCCUACGCCAAAGUGCCCGGGAUCGAGAAGGGCAAUCCUGCCAUCACGAAGGACGGGCGAGGUGAUCUGAUCAUGCUUCUGAACGGCGGUGCAGACAGAUCAAUUCUGAAGCAAUUGAUCGAGGAGGCUGGAGGCAAGAAGGCCCUGCAAAAGCAACUGGCGGAAGCGGAGGUGGACAAAGAUGAGGAGGAAGAGGAUGUGGAGGAGGAGGAUCAGGACGAAGAGGUUCUGAAGCUCGAGGCAGAAAUUGAGGAGCUGAAAGAGGAGCUGAUUGAGUGCGGCAUCUCGCCGCGGAAGGUGGACUCGGAGCCGGAGAUGAAGGAGUUGAAGCAGAAGCUGGCGAAAGCGGAGGCCAAAGCCGCCAAAGUGGGAGCCUGAGGCUCACUCGCUCCGGCCGUUCGAAAGGUGAGAGACCGCAGCAGUGAGAAGAUGUCUGACUUCUUCUGGAAAGCGCAAACAGCAUAUGCCCUCACUUUGGGAAGCGCGUCUUGUUUGGCAAUCAUGUGUG